UUCAAAUGGGCAUACGGCCUUACAAUAGCGAAGGUGCAUUGUGCCGUCGUGCGCAAGGUCAAAGGUUUGCUUAACGAUAGUUUAAAUAGACUUCGCUACAUUGUGACCUCAUCCUACAGAUAGCCGUUGACGCUAUGGUCGGUCAGCAACGCUUUGCUCUCCUGCUGUUUGCCUUCUCUGUGUCUCUCGUGCUGUUAGCUGAUGGAGUGGAUGGAAGCACUGUAACUAGAGUCAAGCCUAAGUAUGGCAGCAAGAGAGGAGGGACCAAGUUUUACCUGUUCGGCACGUUUGACAACGAGUGCCUGAAUGCUAACGGCUAUGACGUGAAGUUAAUCAGGAGUGAUGUACAGGUCACCUAUCCCCUGUUUGUGGACACCGCUGGGAGUUCAGCUGCCUCCAUCAGUGUCACUUACAGGGGUUUGGAGACUAUGUUGCCGGGCGACUACUCCUUUAGUGUCACCGGCUGUGACGGCACCAAGUUUCAGUGUGUUGGAAGACCUUGCACAGUUGAAAUUGAUGAUUGGGCAACUCCAAACAUCGAUAAAUUGAAUGCUACGACAGGACCACCUGGCAUGUUGUUGGAGAUAUGUGGAACAGUGAGGACCAAUAGCAGUGGAAGUAGCAAUAUCGAAGGAGAUGGCAACCCAGUAUUGAGAAAUGCAACACUGAGUUCAGAUGACACUUGUGAGUUGGUGGACCCGGCAACAACUGAAGCGUAUGGCUUAAAUGUCAAUGAAGAUGAUUAUGGCUGCUUCAAAUGUAAGAUGCAGGGAGGUUACAUUGGGGAUUUAAGGGUCAUGUACUAUGUCUCUAUCUAUGGAAAUUCAUACACAGCACCUAACUUAAUCAAGGUGUCAGGAAGUGAUAACCUGUAUUUGAUUCAAACAUACGCAGUCAUCCGGAACCUGUCAGCCAACACGGGGAGCACUGAGGGAGGACUGUACCUUCGGGUGGAUGGUGACUACCUGACUGGAGCAGGUGACACCCCACCCAGGAUACAGAUUGGAGAUUCUCCCUGUGCCCAGUUGCUGUUUGGAAGUGGCAGUUUUCUCUGCGUGACACCCCCUGAACAGCCUCAAAGACCAGCUUACCCAGGGAAUCGUGGUCUAAAUAUGGAACACUGGAGUGGCAAAUCCAAUGGCGAGAUCCACAAUUCCAAAGAAGCAAUCAACUUUACCACGACACCUGAUAGUAUUAUCUGGACAGACGACUUUCAGUUUGAAGACGACACAGAAGACAACUUCAUCCGCCGCAUCAAAGGCUUUUUCGUCCCACCAAAGACAGCAGGGUACACAUUUUAUCUCCGUGGAAAUGACAAAUCCUAUCUCUGGCUCAGCACCUCCGCUGACCCUGCAGAUGCAGUUCUGAUUGCAUCUUGUGAAGGAGGGGCCAAGGGAUAUGACACCUACCCUACCCAAGUGUCCAGCGAGGUCACCUUAGAGGCUGGACAGUCGUACUACAUAGCAGCGGUAGUUGGAGAAUACUCUAAAUUGGCAAGACUGAGAGUGGCUGUCAGGAUGAAUAUGUCAAGUCACACUGAUGAGGAAACCUUCCAGGCCCUGCAAGAAAAACAGACCUUCCAACUGAGGUCUGCACAUGAACCUGAGAAACAGGUUGUCACCGUAGGGAGUUGGUCAGCUGGGUCAGCCACACCAGAAGUCCAGAGGGUUGUAGUGGAUCCAGCCCAGCCAUUCCAUCUCUGCUUUAGAGGUGUCUGCACCACCCAGUUGGAUUUGAGCAGUGGAACUUCGGCAACAGUGAUCGCAAACCAGCUGAAUAAGCUCCCAAGUAUCAAACCUAGUGCUGUGUCUGUGGCGUCCUCCACUGCCGGCACCUUUGACGUCACCUUCCCUGGAGACCAAGGUGACGUUGAUGACCUGGAGGUACGAGACCCUCAAGGUCAGAGUGUUCAAGGUGCCACCAUCACAGAAACCACUUCUGGUGUUGCCUCCUAUGACAAACUGUACUUCAAGAUGGAAGAUGUCUACUCUCCACCAAUAAAUUAUGAUGCAUCGGCUGCACAGAUUCAGUCGGCUCUGCAAGAGAUGUUCAGUGUACGAUGUCACCCAGCACUGACCAAUGGAAACCCCCUGUUCAGUAAUGAUUACGAAUCUGAUCCCAAUGCUUGGGCCAUGGAUGAACCUUUCUGUGGACGCUACAGUGGCAAAAAUGUCAACAACCUCGUCAGUUCUCAAAACAUCCUUCUCAGUCCUUCCAACAUGUUUCUGUGCUUUGCUCACAGGGGAGUGGUAGCAGCUGGCGCGGUCACUCUCACCAUCCAAUACUCCUUCACCUCUGGAAGACAGUUGGUCACAAAAUCCCAUGCACAGACUGUGGGGAACAUAGAAUGGGAUGAGAGAUGGCGCUACGACUGCCAUGACGUGAAGGCCGCGCUGCCAAGCAUAGCCGAAAAACUGAAAUCUAUUGCUGUCUCAUCCACCACCUCUCUGGAGGAGGUCUUCUUUGAUCAGGUCACGCUGGAGACAUCCUCAAGAGCUGCUGGCAUUAGUGGAGAUGUCAACCUUCUUAGGCUUCUUCCCCCACGUUCUAGCCAGUUCAUGAUGGCAAAUGUGGAAGUUUCUGGGUCAUUCAGCAGCUUCAGCGUCAGCAUGAUGCCAUACAACUGUGAAGACAACUUCCCUCUGUUGCAAAUCCAUGGGCUACCAGUUUCGGGAAAGACCUUGUCAGUAACACAAGCACAGAGUGCGUCACCGAGGAUUACGGGAGAAUUCACUGUAUCCCUUGGUGAAAGUUCAGUCCAAGUGCCAGUAAAUGCAACAGCUACCAAGUUUCGAGAGAGACUGGAGACGUUGGAAGGCAUUGGAACUGUGAGCGUGCGAAGAGAAAACCUCUGUCACAACUACACAUGGAUUGUGGACUGGGAGUCUGCUGGAAAUAUUCCAUUACUGAACGUUGACUACUCUGGGUUGCUACCAGCUAACGCUGCUAAUGUCACAGCCUCGGAAGAAAAUGGCGGCACCUUCUUUGACCCAAUUCCUGGCGAUUUGUUGAGGACUUACCACACGGAGCAACAGCUGCAGGCAACCAUCAAUAAUGUUCCUGUCCAUUGCCAAGGCGACUGCACAUACAGGAGUAGCUCGGCACAGACGCCUUCUAUCACUGGGACGUCACCUUCUCUGGGAUCAGCACUGGCAGACACUAAUCUCACCAUCGAUGGAACUGGCUUCUCCACCCUUGCUGCCAACAACACUGUGAUGAUUGGGGGAGUCGCGUGUGAAGUCAUCAGUGCCGGAUCAUCACAGCUCGUCUGCAGAGUAGGAAGAGGACAGGCUGGGACCUUCAACGUGUCCGUCACAGUUAAAGGGAAAGGUCUGGCCAAGCACGUUGGUGGACCUCACAACUUUACAUAUGACAUGCAAGUGACCGGGAUUUCCCCCAGCAGUGGAAGUGUGGGAGGUUGUACUUUGGUGACGAUCAGUGGAACAGGAUUCAGUGGCGCCAGUGUUGACGUAGGAGGACAGCCCUGUGAUGUAGUAACCCAGAAAUAUGCAGAGAUUAUUUGUAGGACACCUGCUGCCGCUGCAGAGGGCAGUGCUGUGGUUGAAGUGACACAGGCAUCAGGCAGUAGCGUCAGUCCUGCCAACUUCACCUACAAUGCUUCAGUGACUCCUGUGAUUUACAGUGCUGACUUCACUUCUACUCCAUCUUGUGUAACUGGCGGUGUAAAUCUGACCAUCAAUGGCACAGGGUUCGGCAGUCAGGCCAGUGGAUCAGGUGCCCUGAUGAUAGGGUCCCAGGAAGCCAUCAUCAUCACCUAUAACGACACCAUGAUUACAGCACGUUUGCCGCCAUUGCCACCAGGGUCGCACACCAUCAAGCUCCGGGUCGACCCAGCAGGAUGCGCAGAUCUCGUGACCCACAGCAUAUCCACAUAUGACUGUCAAUAUGAAGUGGUCAGCCUCCAUCCAGACCAGGGCUCCAUUGUAGGAGGGACGCGGGUCAUUGUGACCGGUCAAGGGUUCACUAGUGGCACCGUAGUCAGUUUUGAUGGCACCGUUUGUGAUAUAAAUAGCCGGAACACCACUCACAUCUGCUGCACCAUGAAUCCUGGCACCAGGACACAUGUGGUCAGGAAAGAGGUUGAAGUAAUACGGGGCGUACCAUCCUUUGCUUGGAAACCGAAGGCGCUGACAGUCAGAGUUGGCGAAAAGGUUCGAUGGGAGUGGCAAACUGACCCCACUAUCACCAGUUACAAAUUCCGUGUAGAGCAGACGGCAGACGUCAAUGCAGAAUCUUACGAUGGCACUGGCUUCAGAAGUGGUUCCACCUCCAGUGGAACAGGUGUCUACGAGUUUCAGUUUGGUAAGACAGGCAUUUACACCUAUUGGAGUGGCUACGUGGACAGCCUGAACCAGACCAUAAUGAGGGGGUCUGUACAUGUGGUGCCACCUACAUCCUGGUCCGCUACUCUACGAGUAUCAGAUGGCUCGAUUGAAGCCUCCUACGACACCAGUUCAGGUGUGACUGUCAGUAGUGGGUGCCCUACAGAAUCCUGCAGUGAAAACACCACAGCACUACACGCCACGUGUAACACCACCAAGCCAACAUCAGACGACAACUCCACCUUCCACUUUGCAUUCUGGGAAUGCAGCACUGCUGUUGUUGACUCUAUCACUCCUAAUGAUGGCACACCCGACACUGAAUUUGUCAUUCAGGGUCGUGGAUUCAGUGAUGAGGCUUGUGAAAACGAGGUCAUGAUCGGUCAGUACAGUUGCCAUGUCACCUUCUCUAAUGAAUCCGUGAUAACUUGUCGUUUGGCCAAUGGGCAAGAGUUCCCGCCAGGCACGAGGACACCAUUUACUGUGAAUAUUGCCAAUAGAGGGAGCGCACUGCUGAAAAUGAGGGAAAUUGAUGCCAGGACGUUCAAGAUGUGCCCAAGAAUUGACAACAUUAGUCCCACCAAUGGUUCCUUGGCAGGUGGAACUCGUCUCACCAUAAAUGGCGCUGGGUUCACAGAUACCUCCAUGGUGCGUCUGCUGGGCGGUGGUUCAUGUGACAUCACACAUUUGAAUUACACCAGGAUCGUGUGCGAGACUGGCCCAAGCCAAGCCGCUACCAGUGCUGUCAUGGUGGAGGUGAACGGCUGCCUCUCAGCGUGCUCUCCAACCAACUGUACCUUUCAGUUCUCCUCAGCUGAAACACCAACGCUUGACUCUGUGACACCUUCUAGUAUACAGGGAGAUCAUGCAACUCUGACCUUAGCUGGGACGAAAUUUGGCACAGAUCCUGCUGCUGUUGACAUCACAGUGGGCGGAGUAGGUUGUCUGGUGGACACCAUUACUGACACAAAUAUUGUGUGUAACAUCACAUGCGUUCCUGCAGGCCAGCAACCAUUGGUGAUGAGAAUUAAUCCGCAAGGCUCCCCAUCAACAAGUAUCACACAUGUGAAAAGUGAUUAUGUGGUAUCUCACAGCUCCAUCAGCGCUGGUAGUCUGAAAGGUGGAACUGAGGUAACCACCACAGGAAGUGGAUUCUCAGACGACAUCAGCAUCACAUCAGCGGGUAGUGGUGCAUCCUGGGAAGUGGUCUCCAGCACCUGUACCUCCAUCACAGCGCGCAGUCCACCUCCUGCCAGUGCACAGGAUCAUUCCGUCGACGUGCAGAUCCAGAAUAACCCCAGCAGACGGCGAAGAGCGACUGAAGUUCGCCCCAAGAGGGCUGUUGGUUCCACAGAUUUCCCAACAUUCCAGUUUUCUUACUCCCAGCAGGCUACUCCUGUGGUUGAAAGCAUUAGUCCUAGUUCUGGGAUAGGGGGCACCAACCUCACAAUUACAGGACAAAGGCUUGGGUCUCCAACAAGUGUGACAAUUGAUAGUGUACCUUGCCUCUUGUUGGACUCGAAUGCCACCACAGUGCUCUGUAUGGCGGGAGACCAUCCUGCUGGUGACUACGUACCUGAGGUGAUUACUGUGCUGGGUCGCGCAGACAACACCCAGCGCUUCCUGUACACGCUUCAAGUGGACAGUGUGGCACCAACCAAUGGGAGCUUUGGUGGAGGCCAAACCCUCACAGUGCAAGGCAUAGGAUUCUCCAGUAGCAGCACCAGAAUUACUGUUUGUGGCAAACCCUGUAGUCCUGUAACAGCCUCGGCCAACAGUGCAGCCUGCCCAGUGCCAGCCUCUGACCAAGACGCCAGCGAUGGCGAUACCACCUGUAAUGUAGAGGUUUACGUCAACAAUGUUGGUGUGAACGCCUCCCAGAGCUUUGUUUAUGUUGCUGCUUCAACUCCAAACAUUACUUCAGUGAGCCCGUCCCGGGGCGGGACAGGAGGCGGGACAAUGUUGACCAUUCAGGGAACCAGAUUUGGGGAUUCUGAGUCCAACAACGUUGUGACAAUAGACGGCGUAGCAUGUGACAUUCAGAGUGCCAAUGCUACAUACAUCGUGUGCAGAACUGGGCAGCAUUCCGGCACAAUAGAGACCAAAGUGAGACUGGAGGUGGACGAUGUUGGUAUUGCUCUACAGGACAACGCCCAGUUCCACUACAUUGACCUCUGGUCAUCUAUCUUCACCUGGGGAGGUGGUCCACUGCCUAGGGCCGGAGACUUUGUGGUCAUCAGUGCUGGACAGACCAUCCUGCUGGACAUGGAUACACCUGUGCUUGCCGUUCUGCUUAUUAAUGGUGGAAAACUUGUGUUUGAUAAGCAAGAUCUUCAGCUGAAUGCAGAAAAGAUUCUUAUAACCGCAAAUGGCAGCCUUGAGGUGGGUACAGAGGCAGAACCCUUCCAACAUAAUGCCGUUAUUAUGUUGCAUGGUGACCUGAUUGAUAAAGAACUGCCGAUUUAUGGAACCAAAAUGAUUGCAGUCAGGAAUGGAACAUUGGACCUACACGGUAUACCUAUUCCAACAACAUGGACUCGCCUGAAUGAGACAGCCGCGGCAAAUGCAGCAUGUCUUACCUUGCAGCUCCCAGUCACAUGGCAGCCAGGUGACGAGAUUGUCAUAGCAACCACAGGACUGAGGCACAGCCAGGGAGAGUCAGAGAAGCGGACAAUUCACAAUGUCAGUAGUGAUGGCCAUGUGGUUUGCCUAACACAGCCCCUGACACAUGAACACUUGGGUAUAUCAAGGACUGUAGGUGGUGUGACUGUGGAGCUACGAGCAGAAGUGGGAGUGCUGACGCGCAAUGUCAAGGUGAAGGGAUACCGUCCAAUGCAGUGGGCAGAUGAAAUUGAAGCAUGCGCCGCAGGGUUUAACACUGGUGAGUUUGUGAUGCAGACGUGCUUCCAAGGCCGGUUUGGUGCAGAAACUGGCUCAGACCAAUUCGGUGCCCACACAAUCAUCAGUCCAGCAGAGGGCGACAGUAACAGUGCCAGGGCCAGGCUCUCCUAUGUGGAGUACAACUAUGUUGGACAGGCAUUCAGACUAGGGCGCUAUCCCGUCCACUUUCACCUGCUCGGAAACACCUCCUAUGAGAACAACUAUGUGCGUGGCUGUGGCUUCCAUGAAACCUUCAACAGAGCAGUCAAUACACAUGGCACCCACCAUGUGCUUUUGGAGCAUAACGUAGCCUUCAAUGUCAUGGGCGGUGCCUUUUUCCUGGAGGAUGGCAUAGAAACAGGGAACAUCAUGCAGUACAACCUGGCCAUCUUUGUCAAAGCCAGCACCAGUUUGUUGAAUGAUGACAUCACCCCUGCAGCGUACUGGAUCACCAACCCUAACAAUACUGUACGUCACAAUGUUGCUGCAGGAGGAACCCAUUUCGGUAUUUGGUACAGAAUGCACGAGAAUCCAGAUGGUCCAUCUUAUGAUCCCAAUGUGUUUCCACGCCUAGCACCACUGGGAGAGUUUACUAACAACACUGUGCACUCUCAAGGCUGGUUUGGUAUAUGGAUAUUUCAGGAUUACUACCCGAAUGAACAAGCAGUUUUCGAAGGUUUGACAGCCUGGCAUUGUGAGAAAGGUGCGGAGUGGGUCAUGGCAGGAUCGUUAAAAUUUAACAACUUUGUGAUGUACGACAACGAGAAAGCUGGCAUCGAAAUGAAGAGUGUUGUGAGAACAAGCCAUGUAUUCAGCGACCAAGGCCCCAUGAUUAGCAACUCCAAAAUAAUUGGAAAGUCCGAUUCCAGCGAGGCCUGCACACAUUUUGGGAUAAUCCUACCUUUUGCUCAAGGUCUUAAAGUAGUUGAUACUGUGGGAAUCAAUUUUGCUGAUGCCACCUGUAACUUCAUGAGGGUGACAAGCAUAGAUGGCACGUGUGGUAAUUUGUGUGGUGGAUGGGAACACAGAUUCUCCGGAAUGUCAUUUGUCAAUACUCCCAAUAAAAUGUCCUGGCGAUGGACACAUGAAGGCGUCCUCAAUGAUACAGAUGGAACACUAACAGAGACAGGCAAUGCAGCGGUUGUGGUAGCCCAUAACCCCACUUUGGAUUCAUCCAAAUGUUCUCAGUCAGCAGAAUUCAGUAAAGGGAAAGUGAAUGGAUACAUCUGUCCCCAGACAGAAAGGUUUGUCAGAUUUGCCUUCAAUCACAUCCAUCCGUCGUCCCUGAACUACAAAGAUGUCAACUUUACCAACAGCCACGGCACCACCUUAAGUCCCUGGGCUUUCAAGAGGCUGACCCACAAAGAGGGCUGGAUGGUGAACCUGCAGUGCGGGAAACAGUACAUGCAAAGCUUCGUGAACGCACAGCAACUGGUCAACAUAUCCUAUGAUGGAAUGAUGUAUGGUUUAGAGGAGGAUUGCAAGAUAAUUAUUUGUCAGAAUAUGGACCAGAAGCCAGACAGAGUGGUUGUACUUGGGACUGAGGUCACAUUGGACAGUUCACAUUCACAGCCACUGAGUUUUUCAACCAACACUAAUGGUGACAUCUCCUAUAAUGAUGCUGACAACAUACUUUGUUACAUGGUGUCUGGACUUCCUAACCAGCCAGCAGGCUCAAUGAGAGAAGCAGGUCGAAGUAACCAGGAUCUCCGGUUCAGUGCCUAUCAGUGCUUUUACGCUGGUUGCCAAGCUCCUGCUGAUCCCAACGAUCUGGCUCCAGUUGACCAGCGUCCAUCUACAGCUAAGAUGUGGUCAGCAACUACAACCUGGGCAGGCACCAUUGAUGAAAAUGGCGUCCAGUACCAAGUGUCGUCCGGAGCAGCCACUGGGUCUGGGCCUCUGCCAUCAGAUGGAAAUGUCAGGAUUGUAGAUGGUGAUUGGGUGGUAGCUGACACCACUCUCCCCAGAUUUGACAAGCUUGAACUCCAUGGUGUGUUGGAACUGGAGUUUGCCCAAAUGCCUAACAGCAAUAACUACUACGACUUUGUCAUCAAUGCAGAGAUCAUUUACAUCAGGUUCCCUGGUCGCCUGAUAGUUGGUUGGCCAAACAACGUGUUCAAAGGCACGGCAGAAAUCAUCCUUCGGGGAUCACAUGCAACACCAGUGUACGUGCCUGACGGGAGCUCACCCAACGUGGGUUCAAAGGCCAUUGCUGUAUUUGGAGGGCUUGAUCUUCAUGGAGAUGAUAAGGGGGUGUCAUGGACGCAGCUUUCCCAGACGGCUGACGCUGGAGCUAAUUCCCUCACGCUGAAGGAUGACGUUAGCCAGUGGGAGGUUGGCGAUGAGAUUGUGGUGACACCUACUGGAUACAAACCUUAUGAGACUGAGAUCUUCAAACUGACAUCUGUGUCUGGGAAUACUAUUGGGUUGAACUCCACUUUGGCUCAUAAACAUUUAGGAGUGGAAGGCACCAUCAACAACAUUCCCUACGGUAUAGUAGCUGAGGUGGGACGCCUCACCCGAAAUAUCAAGGUUAGGGGAGAGGAGUACAGUGGUCUAAUUACAGAGGCGUUUGGAGCUCGUAUCUUGGUAUCAACUCAGUCCACAGUGGACUCUCAAAAUAACGUCAACGUUUACAGAGGUUUUGCUCGUUUCACCAAUGUUGAGUUCAUCCACACGGGGCAGGAGGGCUACAACGAAGACUACGACCCACGUUUCAGCUUGGCAUACAUGUCGGCUCAGACUGUUAAUGACAAGAAACCAUCGUAUGUGAAGAAAUGUGCCUUCCACCAUGGUUUAGCCACAGCCAUUGGUGUGUUUGCAACAAAUAGUGAAAACCCAAGACUUCAUGCGCUGGAGAUUGAGGACAAUGUGGUACAUCACACUAUAGGACCUGGAAUCCGUAUCGCAGGAACAAAUCACACUCUUAAGCGUAAUUUGGUCACCAUGACAGUUUGGCCUGGAGGCUAUCUGAAUAGAGCGGAGCUUGCCAACUUUGAUUUUACCCCUGGUAUUAUGGUGUCGGAGUCCAUCCGUCUCACAAUGAAGGAUAACAUCGUCGCAGGAUCGGAAAGAGUCGGAUAUCAAAUCAGUGGUAUGUAUAUUAACUAUUUCAUGACUUUUUUUCCAAUUACUCUUCAUUGACUUACUCCUCUUUGUUAUUUAGAUAUUUUAUUUUAAUUUUUUGACAUUUCUACUUUUUCGUUCAGGAUGUUAUAUGUUUUAGACAGCCAAAUGAGUUUCACAUGGAAAAUUGUUUUUCUGUCUCAUAUCCCCAGCAGACAAACAACAUUGAUUCACCAUUGUAUCAACGUUAAUUUUGGUGGAUCACUGUUGAAUCAACGUAGAAUCAAUGUCGUUUGCCUGCUGUGUCCAUAGUAAAUGAUAAAAAAUAAACUGUAAUUUUCAUCUAUAUGGAGACUUGAUCACACAGCUGUAUCAACAAAAAACAGAAAAACAUGCAUAUACCAGAAAAACAUGCAUAUACCAAUUACUUUCAUUAAUAUUCUCCAUCAUAACUAUUUACAGAUCCAUGCAGUGACAUUUAUUUCUCCUUUUUAUGUACAGACACAGAUGUGUCUG
This is a messenger RNA of Lingula anatina, 10802 nucleotides long. Its product is annotated as fibrocystin-L-like. Lineage: Eukaryota; Metazoa; Brachiopoda; Lingulata; Lingulida; Lingulidae. The record is from RefSeq and is a predicted model, not a curated record.